CUGGGCCUUUACUUUAUAACCAAAUCGGGUCGACCAAUUUUACUAAAAGAAAAGACAACGCUUCGCAGUAGAAGAACUGCAGGAGUGAUUGAAAAUCUCAACUGACUAAGUUCUACUGAAACGAACAAAACACAAUCUCAUUCCUCAAAUCAAACUCAGUAGCGUCCUCGAUUCAACAAACCCUCGCUAUGAAGAAGACGCUAGGGUUCCGUCAAACCGACGCUAACUGGACACUAUCCCCUACCAUUCGCGCAGCAGUUACCGGCAUUGCCACCAUGGCUGCCGUCGGUAUCAUAUUCGUUCUAAAAGAUACCAAAUUGUCGAAACCAAUUACAUCAUUGGUUAAAUAUAACAAGGCUUCUGAAAAACAGCUUUUGAUUCCCGGCUUGCAAAACCUCGGGAAUAAUUGUUUCCUCAACGUCGUUUUGCAGGCUCUUGCUAGUUGUGUUUGCUUUCAGAGUUUUCUUGAUGGUGUUAUUGCGGAAUAUGUGAAGGAUGAACAGCUCGAUGAAAACUUGUCUCUAGUCUUUUCUUUGGCUUCUUUAUUACAAGAGCUGAGCUCAGUUAGUACAGAAAGUGUUGUAUUGAGCCCUACAAAUUUAAUGCGUGCUAUGUCCUGCUACAUUCCAGAUUUUGAUCUGACAAGCCAGCAGGAUGCUGCUGAGGCGUUUCUUCACCUACUGUGCUCUUUGAGAGAAGAAUCUGGAGGUUGUUAUACUCCAAAGAUAAGUUCUUUAGCAGACAUUUUUGCUUCUAAUAAUAGAAUUCUUACUCCAAUACAGACGGAUUGGCAGAGUGAGCCAGAGAGAUGGCACCGCCUCUUCCUUGGACCCUUUGACGGGGUUCUUUGUAGCAGCUUAACUUGUCAAAGCUGUUCGUCCCAGAUCUCAAAUAAAUUUGAAAAUUUUGAUUGUUUGCCUCUUUCGCCCGUGCUUAGUAAUAGUUACACUGUAAGAGUUGGUUGUACACUGGUGGAUUGCCUAAAGCAGUUCAUUGUAGCUGAACACAUCGAAAACUACCACUGCAGCCACUGUUGGCAUAACGCCGCAAUCAAGUAUCUUUCUUUGAUGGAAGGAGACAAGGUAGAACUUGGAAAACUUAGGAGAUGUUCUGACCAAGAAUUUUGCGAUUGCCAAAAAACAUAUAAUCUUGAAAAUCUACCGUGGUCAAACAGGUUUUCACAUGCUUUGAAGCAGCUAAAUAUUGCUCGGUGUCCAAGGGUAUGCCUAAUUUUGAUAUCUGGCAUCUAUCUGUUCUUUUGUUGUUCAAUCUCUAAACUACUGAAACAUUUAAUUGUCUGGUGGCAGAUUUUAUGCAUCCAGCUGAAAAGAGCUCACAUGAAUGAUGUUGGAGAGUCAUUCAAACUCCGGGGCCAUAUUUCUUUUCCAUUGAAUUUGGAUGUGUCAUUCAUGACAACUAGACUAGGAGUAAAUAUGCAGGAAGAUGUACAAAGUCCGCCAUUAAAUAUGCAGCAUAACAAAAAAAAUUCUUUGCCAAACCAUAGCAAUCUGCAUUCUAAGAUAAGAAUGAUUGAAUCCAGUGGCAUUUAUGGAGAAGCAAAAGAGCAGAUCGAUGCAGAUACUCUUAUUGAUGAUGUAGUUAUCUCUGCAACUAGUAGACGAGAACUUGAUGAACUUCUGUGUUCUGGCUCUUCAGAAAGCAUUCACUCAAACACACAGUUGCAAUCCAUUGACACGGUCGAAGUUUCUCGUAAUUCAGUUUCUCAAGACACAUGUUUGUAUCAACUUGUUUCUGUUGUGGAACACUUUGGAAGAACUGGAGGAGGGCAUUACAGUGUUUACAGAUGUGUGAGAUCCGAGUUCUCAGACGUCUUUGGCGAUUGCUUCAAUCAAAAUUCAAUGCACUGGUUUCGUGUUUCAGAUUCUCAUGUGGAUGCUGUUUCAGUGGAUGAUGUUCUUUCUGCUGAAGCUAGCUUGCUUUUCUAUGAGAGAAUUCCAAAUAACUGAAAAUUAAUUCUUCUGUCUUGCUUAGGGAAGUUUUGUGUUAAGGAAAUUGUUCUUAGUUAGAGGAGUCUAUAGUGUGGCGUUUAACAUGACGAAGGGUGGUGGUGUACAUGUAAUGAAGUUGUUCAAAUUUCCAAACAUAGGCAUGACUCAAUACCUCAAUACCUUAAAAAGAAAAGAAAAAGUUAAACCCGAGCUUUUGAAGAGGGUAAUUACAAUAAAGAUGUGAUCCUGAAA
This is a messenger RNA of Lathyrus oleraceus (garden pea), 2201 nucleotides long. RefSeq names its product ubiquitin carboxyl-terminal hydrolase 27. Gene Ontology annotation, molecular function: cysteine-type deubiquitinase activity. The transcript is spliced from 8 exons. The coding region runs from base 189 to 1967 and encodes 592 amino acids. The record is from RefSeq and is a predicted model, not a curated record. Lineage: Eukaryota; Viridiplantae; Streptophyta; Magnoliopsida; Fabales; Fabaceae. Gene Ontology annotation, biological process: protein deubiquitination. Gene Ontology annotation, cellular component: cytosol; nucleus.